This is a messenger RNA of Monascus purpureus, 3255 nucleotides long. Lineage: Eukaryota; Fungi; Ascomycota; Eurotiomycetes; Eurotiales; Aspergillaceae. The record is from the annotation of a GenBank genome assembly.
UGUCUGUCCAGCGUCUGCAGCAUCCGAUCAUCCUGUCGAGUGUAGUUGGAGCGUGUUGAGUGAAUCAAUUCUUGGGAUAUCUUAGCUUCAUCAUAUAAACCGAUCUCCCUCUUGCUGCCGCUCUCGCGCGGCUGAAUUGCGCGUCAUCGUCGAGGGUUGAAGUCUGCCUGGAGAGCGAGGGAACUCGGGCUUCACUCACGAUACCCGCCUGUCCCGUCUCUCGAAUCCUUUCAUCUCGUCUCGUCUCCUUUUCUUUCAUCGAUUUCAUCUUUCCAUUCAUCUCAUCUGCUCCGCUUCCUCCCCCAUCUCGCUUAGCAACUCAUCGGAUCCUUUCUCUCCACAGAAUCUCUGCUGCAUCUUCAUCCCUUCCGACGUCCCUCUCUUCCUCCUCCUUCGCAGUCCCUGUCUAUCCGUCUCGGCCUUGGAACGACCUCGGAAUCCCGUCUGCGGCGCCCUGUACCCGCUGUGAAUCCCGCGCCGUCUGCUUGUCUGCCCACAUUUAAGUUUCUGCGGUGGACGGCGUCCCAUCCAUCCAUUCAUUUAUUCCUUCAUUUAUUCAUCGAUUCCAUCCACGGGUAUUCCUUUUUAUCGUCUCUGCUUUUCCUUUCCUGUUCUAGAAAGGAGGCUCUUGAGGCGGCUUCCCCCACUUUCUACACGGCGUUUCUCCUUCGUCUCCAUCCGGAUCGCAUUAUAUUUUCCGCAAGGGUUGUCUUCUUUUUCUUCCGUCGUACUAAGCGCUCUAUCUAUCUCCUGAACCCCCCCCAACCAAAAGAAAAGCCCCAUCGACUCUCGUGUCGAGGGCAUUCUGAACCUUUGGUUUUGUUGAGGAACUUGCGAUGGCGGAUGCGCUUUUCAUCAAGAACGAACCCAACGAUCACGGCAAUUUCAUAAUGUCGCAUUCAGGAUAUUCUAUGCCAAACCAACAACAGUUUGGGAACCACUUUGGUAAUGACAACGACGGUAUCGAUCCCUCGGAUCUAUCCAUGCAGAACAACGGAUUCAUGCAGUUCGCCUUCGGUCCUCAGCAGAGCGUUUCGUCGAAUUUCAAUUUCGGGAAUUCAGGCAUCGGGACUGACGAGUUGCUGGACCUGGAAAUAAACCCCCCGAACGACCUCCACCGAGGAGAUGGCAUGAACUACCUUCAGGAUCAGCACCAGAACGCUGGUCUCUCCAUGAGUCACCCGGGGACAAUGGCCCAGUUGUACUCCCACACCCCCGACGGUGCUCCCAUGCAGAGCCCUUUCCUUCAGAACAGCUUCAACUAUGAUCAGUUCAGAUCCCUAAAUCAACAGGCGCAACAGAACGCCUCACAUUUCAACAGCCCGAGCACUGCCAACUUCGAUCAGAGUUUCUUGAACGGCAAGUCGCGACCCAGCAUGCAAGCGAUCGACCGCGCCUCUGCCGACGCCCGGAGCCCCAUGACGCCCAAGUCUGCCAUGGGCUCUCUAGGUCUUGGCAUCCCGGAGCCUAGUAGUUUUCCUACACAGCCCAUCCGGGCCACGGCCCUAUCCCACCGCCACCAAAAGAAACUGUCCAACCAGUGGGAUGGAACUCCAGGCAGCGCACAGUCCUUUGUUGAGUCCCCCAUUUCGUCACCCGGGCAUCUGUCCCACCACGCCGGUAUUUCCGAGGUCCUGAAGUCCGGCAAGCAUGCCUCGUUGCCGGCCAAAGUUGACGACGGGUCUUUGUCGCCCAGUGCGCAAAGUCUGGAGUCGCAGGAGGCUAAGCGGCGACGUCGCAGGGCCUCACACAACCUGGUCGAGCGUCGACGGCGCGAUAAUAUCAACGAACGUAUCCAGGAUCUCUCCCACUUGGUGCCUCAACACCGGCUAGAGGAUGACAAGGUCCGGAAACAACUCGUCAAUAACAGCACGCUGUCUGGAUCGAACCCUGCUACAUCGCUCCUCGCCGGUGGCAAUGGCCGUCGUGCGACACCCGGUAACAUUACGAUGGGCCUGCCGAUCGAGGAGAAGGAGAAAGGCCCCAACAAGGGCGAUAUCCUUAACGGCGCAGUGGGCUGGAUGAGAGACCUCAUGUGGGCUCUGCACGUCAAAAUGCAGCAGGAAUCGGAAUUGGCGGAAUUGAUCAGCAGCCUGGGAGGCACCUGGCCCUUUGAGCAAACAGAGGAAGAGAAGCGCAUGCGGACCGAGCUACUCGAUGCUAUCGAGAAGAACGACCCCGGCAGCUUCAACUACAGCAGGGGUCCUGGGAGCGGCCUGAGGGUACCCAAACAUACGAAUCUGGCUGGUGACUCCCUUUCUGGAAAUGAAGCAAGUCCCCGAAGCCUCAACUCCCCUUUCAACGGCACUGGAAAUAGCAACCAUGGCGGCCAAAACCAGGCCCAGUUUUGGACCACCUCAGGCCACGCUGGGAUCAGCUUCAAAGAAGAAGACGAAUACUCAAUGGACAUGAAUUAAGCGAACAGUUUACCAUCACGGCUUUCUAGUAUCUCGAGCGUGACACGAUCUACUCUAUGAAGAUAUGUUUGAUGACACUGUUGCAUACAAGGCGUCAAACGGAGGGCGGAAUCCGUGGCCGGCGUAUUCGUCUGGAUUAUAAUCAUCUUGCCAUAGCCACUUUUCUUUUCUUUUCUUUUCUUUUUAACUUUGAUCUACCUCUUAAUCUUUCUCAUUUACUCAUAUCAUUCUACUACUGCGUCAUCUUCUGGUAUUGUUUAUCUGGAUCUUGAUUUGUUGACGAAAUUUGUGAAUCUUCUCAGUGGAUUCGAAUCAGACUUGAAUGGCCUAUGCUUAAUGACGGCUGUAAUAAACUGGGAACCGAGGAGUUUUCAGGUCAAUUCCCUUUUUCUUAUUUGUUUUCACCUUUGUUUUUUUUUUCUUCCCCUCUGGAAUCUUGUCCCCUCUGGACACAUCUUGUAUGUAUCCAUUAUCUUAUUCCCCCUUGGGAAACUGGUCAAUCACAACUCAAGACAAGGGAGACAGGACAAGAGAUCUGACCUGAUGCGAUGCAAUGUGGUGUGCUGGAGGCAUAUGCCAAAAACUGCUUUACCCAUUCAUUUCAUUUGAUUGAUAUAUUCAGUAUGCGAAACUGGCAAUGCGACUUCUCCCAUCACAGCUGCAUUUCUUUUUAUUAUUUUUAUUCAUUUUUUCUCUCUCUUGAUACCCCCUUGUACAAGGUUUUAAUUUACACUGCUAAUGAAGAUUGGAUUUUCUGGUUUUUUCUAUUCUGUUGUUGUCUUUUCUGUUGUCUAGGUAUGCUUUGAACAUUAGAUAAUAAUGUAUGAAUUGUCCUCCA